GAUGUUCCAGAUGAUUCUCCUGGGAAUGCACUGCUGCCCAUCGACAUCUGAAGGGCGAUAGAUAGAAGAAAUAAAACCAGGAAAAAAAUUUUUUUUGUUUUAAAAAGGAAACUUAAGCACCCUAAAUUUUGUCUUUCAUUUUAAUACACAGUGACCAUGUGGUUCUAUCUGGCAUUGGCGAUUUUGCUGUACUUUGUGAUACGAUACUAUCGGGAAAGACAGGAGGUGGAGAACCUGACGGAGAAAUAUGUCUUCAUCACUGGCUGUGACUCUGGCUUUGGGAACCAGCUGGCCAAGCAGCUGGAUGCCCGGGGUCUGCGGGUGUUGGCCGCGUGUCUCACCCAGAAGGGAGCAGAGCAACUGGAGAAACUCACAUCGGACCGGUUAAAAACCACCCUGCUGGAUGUCACCAGCACUGAGAGUGUUGCGGCAGCAACUGAGUGGGUGAAAACAUGCGUGGGGAACAAAGGACUCUGGGGCUUGGUAAAUAAUGCUGGAAUUGUGCACCCUGUAUCCCCCAGUGAAUGGCUGACCAAAGAGGACUAUGUGAACGUGCUGAAUGUCAAUCUAAUUGGGCUGAUUGAUGUGACACUCCAUAUGUUGCCCUUGGUGAAGAAGGCCAGGGGAAGAGUGGUCAACAUGUCCAGCAUCAUGGGUCGACUGAGUACCUUUGGAGGUGGCUACUGUCCCUCAAAGUAUGGAGUAGAGUCUUUCUCUGACAGCAUCAGGCGUGAGAUCCACCCAUUUGGGGUGAAAGUAGCCAUCAUCGAGCCGGGCUAUUUUCGCACAUCCAUGACCAAUAUCCAAAACAACCUUGAGAGCUUGGAGCAGCAAUGGAUCAAAGCCCCUGAAGAAGUCAGGGAAAGCUACGGCCAGCCUUAUUUUGACAAGCUUUACAAGCUAUUCAAAGGCACUCUUACAACUUGUUGCUGCACAGACCUCUACAUGGUGACUGACUGCAUGGAACAUGCUUUGAUAUCCAAGCACCCCCGUACGCGCUAUUCUGCUGGUUGGGAUUCUCAGUUCUUCUUCAUUCCUCUCUCUUACUUGCCGACCUCCAUGAUGGAUUUUGUGUUGACUCGAACUUGGCCUAAACCCGCUCAGGCUCUGUAAAAGGAGUGGGGUGGAAAAGUUGGGAGGAAGGUGGUCUAUGAAUAGAAGUUCCAGCUACCACAUUUUGCCACUACACAUGCAGUUAAAAGUAUGUUGAUGCCAAUUAUUGCCCAUUGUAAGAACACUUCCAAACCAAGGGCACUUAGUCCUUCCAAUCCAGUGACAUUGAGGUCUGUCACAUCAGCAGUCUUCCUACUGACCAAUCAUUCACAAGACCCCUGUCUUCACCAUCUGCAGAUCUCCAAUACUUUAAGCAUAGCGGCAUCCAUAGAUGUGCAUGUUUGAUCCGGAGCCUGCAGAAAUAUCUUCAGCCAAUUGUAGCUCUCACUUUCUCCAUCAAAAUUAGCAAAGAUCAGAGGAUGCUAGCUAAUCAGUGUUUGCAGUUCCUGUUUUAAAGCUAUUCAGUCACUGAGGACCUGCCCCUGAACUUCUAGUGGUCCAUGAUUUAACAAAUAUGUCUCUCCCCUUCCCUCACAAAAAUAGCAAAUAACAUUUCUAGUAUCUUCCCUUACACACAAAUGCUGUCCAUACAUUUCUCCAGAUGUAUUUGUGUAAACUUAUAUCGUUUGCAGAACAUACAUUCUGAUAGCUUGAUAUCAGGAUGGCUGCAAGGGAAGAUAAGUAGUUAAAAGAAUUAACAAAUAUAUUGAAAAGCCUCAAAAGUUUUCAGUUUAUCAUGAUGAUAACAGAACAAACCACAUAAAGGCAGACUUUUAGCAAACCCUGUGACAGUAGCAUGGCAGCAAACCUGAACUUGAAUACUUUUCCCAAUAGCAAGGAUAAUGGGAGCAUGUUACUAAAUUGGGUGGAUUGAGUGGGAACGUGUAACAUAUGCGGUAUUAAACAGGAGAUGGAAGAUGGGAUGGUGUGAUGCAUUCCCUCCAAUCAGAAGAAAAAUGCCUAUAAUUCCAGAAAACUGUAACUCUUUGCUGUCAUUUUUGGAGAUCUGUAAACCACCCACAGACAGACAUGAUUGGAGGAGCAUAUAAGCCUAGUCAGUGAAUGAAUAAAUAAAUAUAUCCAGAUUUUGUAGGCCAGAUCUGGUAGUUCUGACCAU
Messenger RNA from Python bivittatus (Burmese python), 2170 nucleotides. Its product is annotated as 17-beta-hydroxysteroid dehydrogenase type 6-like. Gene Ontology annotation, molecular function: oxidoreductase activity. Gene Ontology annotation, cellular component: intracellular membrane-bounded organelle. Lineage: Eukaryota; Metazoa; Chordata; Lepidosauria; Squamata; Pythonidae. The record is from RefSeq and is a predicted model, not a curated record. Gene Ontology annotation, biological process: steroid metabolic process.